AUGCGUAAGAGGUUUCACGGUCUGAAGAAGNNCCCGUAUGUCACUCUUGCUCUGUCCCCACCAUCUCGCUGCGCUGCUGACCUUGCGCAGAAAGUCCGAGCCGACUGGUCAAAAUGGACUCUCUAUAACAUCUCGCGCCUCCAAACUCCCUACGCCGCCUCAAAGACCUUCUUCCAGCAAAAAUGGUUAGCAAAGUCUCUGACCCGUGCCUACCAUGGCGAGCAAAUCCGCGAAGGAAAAUGGACUCGCAUGUUUGACCGUCGCCUCCCCGCUGUCGUUCCCAUGGACUACAAACUCCUCGCCCGUACAGAUGGCUCCGAGCAGGCUGCUGGCCGUGGUUCUGGUCUCAAUAUCUCCAAGAANAAGGAUGCUUCCGAUCGAUCAGAAAGAGAAAGGCCUCCGCAAAGGACUCCUUACAUGCACAUGACAUAUUUCCCGACUGAGCGCAGACUGGAUACUGCCGUCUGGCGUGCUCUAUUCGCCAGCAGCGCCCGCCAGGCAAGGCAAUUCGUCGUCCACGGCUUUGUCAAGGUCAACGGAAAGAAGCCCGAGCGUGUUCUGUUCGCUACCGGCGCACGCAAGCACAACAAGAACUCCCCAGACACACUGCAAGGUCGCGAAGAGCCCGAUGAGGUUGAGCAAAUUGUGGAUGAUGAUGCUGAGGAUAUUCUUGAAGAGUCUGAGGACAAGAAAACUGAAGACGACUCCAAGGCAUCCGCCAAAUCUACCAAGACAACACUAUCAGCCGAGGAGGACCCCAAGGCUGCCCUCAAGUCAUUGCUUGCUCGUGCACAAGACAUUACUAGAGACAGUGANAAAGUCUUGUCUGGCAAGCGCAAGCAGGAUCUACGCGCCUUUGCCAAGUCUGUCAAGCAAACCAUGUCUCGUCUACGACCUUCGGGAAUUGCUAAGCCUGGUACCGAGACGAUUGACUCACUGGAGGAGACGCUGAAGGCCAUCGCUGCCAAGGUGCCUGCUGAAGAUGCACCCGCAGAGGCCGCCCUGCCCGACCAGCAACAAAAACCGGUCAAGAGAGAAGAUGCCUUCCGUGCACGCAAGGACGCCGAGCUACUACACGCUGCACUUGCGCGUGCAAACGAGAACCCGAUUGAUGCGUCAAAGCCAUAUGCCACACCCUGGAGGCCGCGUGAGUUUAUGAGUGCAUUUGCAUUUAUCCCACGUUAUUUGGAGGUCAACCAGAAGAUCUGCAGCGCCGUCUACCUCCGUCACCCAGUCGCUAGACCUGGAUUGGCAGAAGUGCCCACACCGUUUGCCAACGAGACAAUGGCUCUUGCAUUUAACUGGUACCUCCGCAGACGUUGA
Messenger RNA from Aureobasidium musti, 1323 nucleotides. The record is from the annotation of a GenBank genome assembly. NCBI's taxonomy places the organism in Eukaryota, Fungi, Ascomycota, Dothideomycetes, Dothideales, Saccotheciaceae.